Molecule: messenger RNA, 1081 nt
Organism: Mercenaria mercenaria
Lineage: Eukaryota; Metazoa; Mollusca; Bivalvia; Venerida; Veneridae
Exons: 2
Coding region: 50-1081 (343 amino acids)
Source: RefSeq, a predicted model, not a curated record
UUUAGCAAGGGAUUUAACAAUUAAUUAUUUAAGUUUUUUAUAAGAAAUUAUGCCGCGUAGACAGGGCGGAGGAAGAGCUCGACGGAGGGACAGAGCCAGGAGUCCUCCAAGAAUCAACCAACGUGUGUUGAGAAAUAGGGCAGCACAAAAUCUGAGGGAACAAAGGCCGGAACGCAGACAGGCUAAUGUCGCUAGGGGUCGAGCAAACAGAGUCAAUGAAGCACGUGCGGUUGCCGAGCGGGAGCACCCUGCUGGCAAUAUCCCGGGGGCAGAAAAUCUGAGGGAACAAAGGCCGGAGCGGAGACAGGCUAACAUCGCUACGGGCCGAGCCAACGAAGCACAGGCGGUUGCCGAGCAGGAACACCUUGCUUGCAAUAUCCCAGGGGCAGAGCAGGAACACCCUGCUGGCGAUAUUCAUGCGUUACAGCGGGAACACCCAGCGGAGCGGGACCCUGAGCGACAGCGAGGGCGGAAACGGCCAUCGGAGGAGUUGGAGGACCUGGUGGAUGAUACCAUCACAAACACAGAAGCCGAUGUAUGGUGUCUGGGAGAUUCAAUAAUGUACUGGGCGGGAAAUCGUGCGGCUGGAACUAGCAAGCCAACUUUAAAGCUGAAUACGACAAUAGCAUGGUUAGGAGUGCGUGGAUUGCAUUGGCAUGAUUUCCGACAUACCGUUGAAUAUCAGGUGCUGUUUUGUAACUCGCCCCCCAAAAUUAUUUUCAUACAUUUAGGUGGGAAUGAUUUAUCUUCUUUGUCAAUCUUAGACAUAAAAGAUUAUAUUAAGAAAGAACUGAGUUACAUGCGUGACGCUUUUCCAGAUGCGGUAAUUAUAUGGGUCGAUAUUUUACAACGCCGCAUCUGGAAGGUUGCUACUGGUGGUUGGGUCGGAAUAGAACAGAAAAGAAAAAGAGUUAACAGAAUUGGUCGUCAGUUACUGAAAGAUGUAGGAAAUGUAGAUGUUAUAAGAACAGAUAUUGAUGCCAAAACAAACUUUUUUCGCAAAGACGGGGUUCAUUUGAAUGAUAUAGGCUUAGAAUUCUUCUUAUAUGAGAUUAAACAGGCCAUAAUUAAACACUUGUAA